This is a messenger RNA of Triplophysa dalaica, 5912 nucleotides long. RefSeq names its product exostosin glycosyltransferase 1b (gene ext1b). NCBI's taxonomy places the organism in Eukaryota, Metazoa, Chordata, Actinopteri, Cypriniformes, Nemacheilidae. The transcript has 12 exons. The coding region runs from base 783 to 3020 and encodes 745 amino acids. Gene Ontology annotation, cellular component: membrane. Gene Ontology annotation, molecular function: glycosyltransferase activity. The record is from RefSeq and is a predicted model, not a curated record.
GGAAUGUAGCAGUGUAACAAUCGGAACAACUGAGCAAUAGGUGAUUGGGCUCGCGGAUCAAGGAACUCUGUUCAUUUUAUUUGUUAAGCAAACAUCCUGUGAAACUCGCGUGCUUCUGUACUGAAGGCGAAACCUCACCGUGUCCAGAUGAAGAUGAAAUAUACUUCUAACGCGUUUGAAGGUCUACGGAGAGCACGGGAAUAAGAGAAAUGCAGGGAUUCGUGAGGUUACCGUCGUUCCGGUGAACUGUCCUGUGUCACUUGCACUUUACUUUUUCGUUUCGGAGGUAAAUGGAGUUGAGCUGUGAGGGGUGGAAUUUAAUGUAGUUCGGACGUGUAGUUUGGAAACAUCGGAUAUAAGCAUCGGUAGCUGUAUUAACAACCACUUUACGUUUUUAUCCAAUGGGACGCGCGGCUCUUCAGAGACAAACUCUAUGAGUCGGUGUCGCUGCAACUCUCCAGGUGAAGUCCCGACCGUACGACGCGUUUCAUCUAAUGUGGGUGCUGAAAAAACAGGUACUUAGAGGUGCGACGUAAAAUGUUGCAACUAGACAGGCGAGGGAGAGCGCGGAAACCGAUGUAAAUUCGCCCACAUGCGCUGGAUCGGACGCUUGUUGUUAGGUGAUCGGAAUCUGAAGAAGAAGAGGGGAGACGUGAGUUGUAAAUCCUCGCAGGCUGGAAGAUGGCGGAGCAGCACUAUAGCUGGAGGAGGUGUUGGUGAAAGACAAACUUCCAACCGCUUGAGAUUUAUUUGCAAACACCGCGAUCUGGCCUUCAGGACACAUGCAGGCCAAAAAACGAUAUCUAAUCUCGCUCUUGACUGGCGCCUUUCUAGUUCUGCUCUUUUACUUUGGAGGAGGAGGGGACCCGGGUCCGGCCGCCACGGGGUCCAGGAGCCGGCAUGACCGCAGCCGCAGUGGAUAUAAUCGCCCCGAGCAGCCGUGGCCGCACUUCUCGGAUCCUUUACAACACUUAAGCCCGUGGGAUCAGUCGGACACGGAGGAAUACAACGUUCACAUAUCGCCCAAGCAAAAGAGAGACGUGAACUCGAGCGUUUACAAGGGCAAGAGGUGCCGCAUGCAGUCCUGCUUCGACUUCUCUCCCUGUCAAAGGAACGGCUUCAAAGUGUACGUGUACCCCCAACAGAAGGGGGAGAAGAUCUCCGAAAGUUAUCAGAACAUUUUAUCCACGAUCGAGGGGUCUCGGUUUUACACCUCGGACCCCGGUCAAGCGUGUCUGUUUAUCCUAAGUCUGGACACUCUUGACCGAGACCAGUUGUCUCCACAAUAUGUGCACAAUCUCAAAACCAAGGUGCAGAGCUUGCCUCUGUGGAACAAUGGUAGAAAUCACCUCAUAUUUAAUUUGUAUUCAGGCACGUGGCCCGACUACACGGAAGACUUGGGCUUUGACAUCGGUCAAGCCAUGCUGGCCAAAGCGAGCAUCAGCACGGAGAACUUCAGACCCCACUUUGACGUCUCCAUCCCGCUGUUUUCCAAGGAUCACCCCAGGACCGGCGGGGAUAGGGGCUUCUUAAAAUAUAACACCAUUCCACCUUUUAGAAAAUAUAUGUUGGUAUUUAAAGGGAAACGCUAUCUGACCGGCAUCGGCUCGGACACGAGGAAUGCCUUAUAUCAUGUUCAUAACGCGGAGGAUGUAGUUCUUCUCACCACCUGCAAGCAUGGCAAAGACUGGCAGAAACACAAGGACGCGCGGUGUGAUAAGGACAACGCCGAGUAUGACAAGUAUGACUACCGUGAAAUGCUGCACAAUUCCACCUUCUGCCUAGUGCCGCGAGGUCGACGGCUGGGUUCCUUUCGCUUCCUGGAGGCUCUGCAGGCGGCCUGUGUACCGGUUAUGCUGAGUAAUGGAUGGGAACUCCCCUUCUCUGAGGUCAUCGACUGGAACACGGCCGCUGUGAUCGGGGACGAGAGGCUCCUGCUGCAGAUCCCAUCUACGGUGCACUCCAUUCAUCAGGAUAAGAUUCUGGCUCUACGACAGCAGACGCAGUUCUUGUGGGAGGCUUACUUCUCCUCCGUGGAGAAGAUUGUGCUCACUACUUUAGAAAUCAUUCAGGACAGAGUGCUUCAGCAGACGUCCAGGAGCACUAUGAUGUGGAACAGUCACCCCGGUGGACUUUUUACACUGCCCCUGUACUCCUCUUACCUGGGCGACUUUCCUUUCUUCUAUGCUGAUCUUGGGAUUAAACCGAAUCCCAAAUUCACGGCUGUAAUCCAUGCUGUCACCCCUCUGGUUUCUCAGUCUCAACCCAUUCUCAAACUCCUCGCCUCAGUGGCCAAGUCCCAGUAUUGCUCGCAGAUUAUUGUAUUGUGGAAUUGUGACAAGCCUUUACCUGCCAAGCAUCGAUGGCCGGCCACCUCAGUGCCCAUUAUUGUAAUCGAAGGAGAGAACAAGGUCAUGAGCAGCAGGUUUCAGCCGUAUGACAGUAUCGUCACAGAUGCAGUGUUGAGUCUGGAUGAGGACACAGUGUUGUCAACCACUGAGGUGGAUUUUGCUUUCACAGUGUGGCAGAGUUUCCCGGAGAGACUUGUGGGAUAUCCUGCCCGCAGUCAUUUCUGGGACAAUAACAAGGAGCGUUGGGGCUACACCUCCAAAUGGACCAAUGACUAUUCCAUGGUUCUCACCGGAGCUGCCAUUUACCACAGAUAUUACCACUUCCUGUAUACACACUUCCUACCAAAUAGCCUGAAGAGCAUGGUGGACCAGCUGGCCAACUGUGAGGACAUCCUCAUGAACUUCCUGGUGUCCGCCGUCACCAAGCUGCCACCCAUCAAGGUCACACAGAAAAAGCAGUACAAGGAGACCAUGAUGGGUCAGUCAUCUCGAGCCUCGCGCUGGGCAGACCCGGACCACUUCGCCCAGCGACAGACCUGCAUGAACAAGUUCGCCAGCUGGUUUGGCGGCAUGCCUCUGGUUCACUCGCAAAUGAGAUUGGACCCCGUUUUGUUCAAGGACCAAGUCUCCAUCCUCCGCAAGAAAUACAGGGACAUCGAGCGACUCUGACCAGACUGGCGCCCUCUGUCGGACAUUCAACAGGGGGCCGGUAGAGACUCCCUCGAGCAGAGGAGGACCACAGCGCUAGAGCCUGUGGCAAAAGAUCUGCCUAUGAUUUCCCUUCAGCACACAGCAAAGAACAAAGACACCAGGAUGUGAACGCCUGUGCGGACCUUCAGACAUACAUUACACACUUUUAACCACAAGACGCUGUUUUUUUUCGUUGGUUUUGGGUUUGAUAUGAAUGCCACAGAUGAAUUUCCCAGCACCUGAGCAAGUUGUUGGAAGACAGGAGGGACGCAUCAUUGUGUUAGCACUUCAUCUUCACCGUGCCACCAUCCAUCUUCCUGCCUUUGAUGUCAACGUAGACGCCUGGUCAUCGUGUUUUCCAGUUCGGUUCUUUCCAGGUUGUCGAAGAGAAUGGGUUCAUUGUUAUACGCAUCUUACUUUUUUGAGGUAUUAGGGGGACUUUUUGUGUUCAGAGGUUUUCAAAGUCGCAAUUGUGAUAUAAUUUCGUUUCAGUGGGAUUGAUUCCGUAAGCGUGGUCAGGGUUUUAUUUAGCUUGUUAAACAGCCGUACAAGUUGAAAAGUUCACAAAGAAAUAUACCAGUGUGCAAAAAACGCAUUGAAAAUGACCCCUCUUAUUAAUAGCAUAAGCAUUUUUAAUGAAAGUCGCGAUAAACGGCCAGCAGUAUUUUCUUUACGUUUUUUACAGUGCCAAGAACUCAUUAACUGCCUUUUAAGUGGCAUGUCAAACUUUCCAAGUUUAAUUCAUGCAAAUCCACCUUAAAAAACAAUAAUUAAAAUUCCCUAAAUUCUCAUAUUAUUAAACAGCCAAGCCUGGAAAAACGUUUGUAGCAGUCGAAAAUUUGAGGCGAAACAAAGGCAGUGCCUGAGAGAGCUUGCAUCGCAGGAACACCAUCUGUUUAGGUGAAAAAUCGUUGAAAGUUCGGAAAUUUUGACAUUAUGACAGGUUGCAUUGCAAGGACUUAAAGUCCUAAUUUAGGAGACUCGUCUCUCACCACCUCUCUUCCCCAUCUGCGUGAAGAAUGAGCCGUCCGUCAAAGUUCAAUGGGACUGCCAUGUUUUGUUCUCUCGCGGGUCUCCUAUUUAAAAUGUGACUCUGCCUCUCAUAUAAAACUCACUCGGCCACAAACAGGCAAAUUUUUGUCCCACGCUUUACCUAGGAAGCGCCAAGCAUAUACUUCCUUUCUAUCGAAAUGAACAUCUUUUCUCAUUGAUUUCGCAUCAGGCGACUGACGCUUGACGCAUCGGGCCCCUUCAGUGUUGUUCUAUGUUUUCCAGAGCAGAGAUGAUGAUGUUUUUUUACAGAAUGGAGCAUUGUGUCAGUCUCUGCUCACAGAUACUUGAAUGUCUGAUGACUUGAAGGGUUUCUGUGCUUUAGUGGCCUUUUUGUGAAGGUGACUGGGCUUAAAAUGUGCCAGCUGUGAGCCAAAGCCUUUAUUUUUCCCUGUUUAACGCAUCAGAAUCGUCAUUGUACACUACAUCAUUUUUGACACUUGAAUGUUUAGGAACCCGGGCUGUAGACUUCACCCGUGUCAUUUAUUGUUUGACAAAUAGUGUGUUGUAACUAAGCUUUGAUGUUUAGAAUGGCUAUAAUACUCAUGAAGUGUCACACGGUUUUAUAACUUAAUGAACUGCAGAUCUCGAAUGAAAUUCCAUCAUGACGUUCAAGUUUAUUAGACGCUUACUUAGUCGCAUCUUCAUUAAGGUAAACAUUACAUUUCAAGUCUCUGAAAGCUACUGCUAUAGUUUCCCUUUUAACAGUUACAUAAUUUGUAAAAUAGUUUCUUUUUUAUUCUUCGAGUUCUUUUUACCUAACAAACAUGGCCCACAUGUGGUCAAGUUUUAAGUUUAGGAAAACCAUCUCAUUUAACAUAUCUAUGAUUGUUUUUGUUCAAAAGUCAUUCUGUGACUAACUGGCCUCGCACAAUUUUUAAUGGCUAAAUUAUCCACACUUCAAAAACAUGACAUACGCUUGCUGUACAUACUGUUUUUUUAUACAAAUACUCUACACAAGUAUCUCUUGGAGAUCAUUUUAUGAGGAUAGUUAAUGGCUGCAUCAAAUGUUUUUUUUUUCAAUGCCCUUCUCAACAUUGUUGAGCGUAUCUCAUGCCCUGAUAACAAUGUCCAGUUGUGUCCAAGGCCCUUGUUAAAUCCAGAUUAUGUGUAUAGACAACACACAAAUACAUGUUAAUGUGUUAAAUCACGCCAGUGUUAUUUUAAUUACCCCGAUUGUUAUGACAAAGCCAUUCAUUUUAAAUUGGCCUCUUUUGAAUGCUGCUGCUGCUACCACAACACUUGUAAGAUCACCAAAGAAUGACGCAAAAUUUAAAAUCAUGCAAUCGCUGUUUUGUCUUUGGGUCCGUUUCUGGUCUGUCUCAUUUAGUAAUUGCAUCAAGCUCACGUUGUUCCGGUGGUAACGGACACACGGCCACUAGGAUGUAUUUGUGUCUACUUAGUGCUUGCAUAUUCUGUUAUUAGCAAUGACCAAUACAGAAAGAUGUUUAGAAACAUCAGGUUUAAAUCGCUAUUCUGUGAUCUGUCUUUUAUUGUGCCUUUAAUGAUUGAUUUGUGAGUUUGUUCCCCCCAACUGUCACAGAAAAGGUCAAAAUCGUUCAUGUUGCGUCAUCUGCCGCUGUUAUCAUACACUACAGUUUCACAUCAUCCGUCAACACUGUACUUUACAGAUUAGGCUCUUAACAGACCUGCAUGACCACUUUAGGCUAUUUAUGAGUAAAUUCUGUUUUUUCUUUGGCUCCCUCCUGUUCUGACUCUUCAUCCUUGUAAUUAACAGAUUACUUUUUAUAGAGGUAAUAAAGAAAUUGAAAAAUGCCAAUUUUGUAUGAAUAAGAAAAUGAAUAAAGUAAUAUUUGAUGC